CUGGAUUUUGUGUCGAGGUGAAAAACUCUUUUAGGACUAAAACAAGAAGGAUGGAGGGAAAGAGAUCAGACUCACCAGAACCCAGCUCGGUGUCCAUGAAGAGUCAAUGGACAAAGGACCAUUCAGUAUACUUCAGAGACAGUUCUGCUGAUCUGAGAAUGAUGGAGGGAAAGAGAUCAGACUCACCAGAACCCAGCGGUGUGUCCAUGAAGAGUGAGAUGUCAGUGGGACGUCCACCUGCCUUCAGAGACCGAGACGGUUCUGCUGAUGUGAGACCACAAAAGAAGAAAUCAAACAUCAGCAGAAGUCAACUGGAGUCCAUAUUCAAGGAGCUGGAACACAAAGUCAUCGCUGUGAUACAGAAGGAGCUGAAAAGGUUUAAGAAGCUCCUGAGUCCAGAUUCCCCAGCAUGCUCUGAGAGGGAGGUGGAGGAUGAGGAGGAUCAGAGCAGCAUCAGAGAGGGAGUGCUGAAGAUCACACUGCACUUCCUGAAGAACAUGAACCACACAGAUCUCGCUCACACACUGCAGAACAAGUCUGCGGUCUCUGUGUGUCAGCAAAAGCUGAAAUCCCACCUGAGAGAGAAGUUCAAAAGAAUUAAUGAAGGAAUCUCACAGCAUGGAAGCUCAGCUCUUCUGAAUGAGAUCUACACAGAGCUCUACAUCACAGAGGGUUGGAGUGGAGACGUCAAUAAAGAACAUGAAGUGAGACAGAUUGAGACAGCGUCCAGGAGACCAGCAACACAGGAGACACCCAUCAAGUGUAAUGAUCUCUUUCAAGACAUGUCCAUCAGAAGUGUGCUGACUAAAGGAGUUGCUGGAAUUGGAAAAACAGUCUCUAUGCAGAAGUUCAUUCUGGACUGGACUGAAGGAAAAGCGAAUCAGGACGUCACCUUCAUGUUCCCACUUCCCUUUAGAGAGCUGAAUCUGAUGAAGCAGGAAAUUCUCAGUCUGAUGAAUCUCCUUCAUCACUUUUUCCCAGAAAUGAGAGAACUAGGAUUAAUAGACUGUAACAUCUACAAAGUCCUGUUGAUCUUUGAUGGUCUGGAUGAGUGUCGAUUUCCUCUAAAUUUCCAGAACAGUGAGAGAUUGUGUGAUGUGACAGAGUCGGCCUCAGUGGAUGUGCUGCUGACAAACCUCAUCAAGGGGAAUCUGCUUCCCUCUGCUCUCCUCUGGAUAACUUCACGGCCAGCAGCAGCCAAUCAGAUCCCUCCUGAGUGUGUAGACCAGGUAACAGAGGUACGAGGGUUCAGUGAUCCUCAGAAAGAGGAGUACUUUCGGAAGAGGAUCAGUGAUCAGAGCCUGGCGAAUAAAAUCAUCACACACAUGAAGUCCUCAAGAAGCCUCUACAUCAUGUGUCACAUCCCAGUCUUCUGCUGGAUCUCAGCCACUGUUCUCGAGAGAAUGUUGGGUGAAGCAGAGAGUGGAGAGAUCCCCAAGACUCUGACUCAAAUGUUCACACACUUCCUGAUCUUUCAGAUCAAACACAAGGAGCAAAAGUACCAUCAGAAAUGUGAGCCUGAUCCUCAGCAGACCAGAGAGAGUAUCCUGGCACUGGGAAAACUGGCUUUCCAACAGCUGGAGAAAGGAAACCUGAUCUUCUAUGAGGAAGACCUGAGAGAGUGUGGCAUUGAUGUGAGAGAAGUGUCAGUGUACUCAGGAGUGUGUACCCAAAUCUUCAGAGAGGAGUUUGGGCUUCACCUGGGGAAGGUCUUCAGCUUUGUACAUCUGAGUGUUCAGGAGUUUCUGGCUGCUUUAUACACAUUUCUCUGCUUUCUUUUUACAAAGACAAAUGUGCUCGGGAAUCAACCUCCUGGACUUUUUAAUUUCUUCAGAAAGUCAAACAUGUCUGAUUUCCUCAGGAGUGCAGUGGACAAGGCCUUACAGAGUGAGAAUGGACACCUGGACCUGUUCCUCCGCUUCCUUCUGGGUCUCUCACUGGAAUCCAAUCAGACUCUCUUACGAGGCUUGAUGCCCCAGACAGGAAGUAGCUCUCACAGCAAACAGGAAACAGUCAAAUACAUCAAGAAGAAGAUCAGGGAGAAUCCAUCUCCAGAGAAAUCCAUCAAUCUGUUCCACUGUCUGAAUGAACUGAAUGAUCAUUCUCUCGUGCAGGAAGUACAAUGCUACCUGAACAGAAGACAUUCCUGGUGUCUCAGAGGAACCAGACUCUCUCCUGCUCAGUGGUCAGCUCUGGUGUUUGUGUUACUGAACUCAGAACAGGAGCUGGAUGAGUUUAAUUUGAGUAAAUAUGACCCAUCAGAGGAAUGUCUUCUGAAGCUGAUUCCAGUGGUCAAAGCCUCCAGAAGAGCUGAUCUGUGUCGGUGUAAACUGACAGAGGAAAGCUGUAGAGUUCUGUCCUCAGUUCUCAGCUCAAACUCCUCCAGACUGAGAGAACUGAACCUGAGUGCCAAUAACCUGCAGGAUUCAGGAGUGAAGCUGCUCUCUGCUGGACUGGAGAAUCCACACUGUACACUGGAGAAACUGAGUCUGUGUGGGUGUAAACUGACAGAGGAAAGCUGUAGAGUUCUGUCCUCAGUUCUCAGCUCAAACUCCUCCAGACUGAGAGAACUGAACCUGAGUUUCAAUAACCUGCAGGAUUCAGGAGUGAAGCUGCUCUCUGCUGGACUGGAGAAUCCACACUGUACACUGGAGAUACUGAGUUUGUGGGGGUGUGAUGUGACAGAGGAAAGCUGUAGAGUUCUGUCCUCAGUUCUCAGCUCAAACUCCUCCAGACUGAGAGAACUGAACCUGAGUUGCAAUAACCUGCAGGAUUCAGGAGGGAAGCUGCUCUCUGCUGGACUGGAGAAUCCACACUGUACACUGGAGACACUGAGUCUGCGUUGGUGUAAUCUGACAGAGGAAAGCUGUAGAGUUCUGUCCUCAGUUCUCAGCUCAAACUCCUCCAGACUGAGAGAACUGAACCUGAGUUGCAAUAACCUGCAGGAUUCAGGAGUGAAGCUGCUCUCUGCUGGACUGGAGAAUCCACACUGUACACUGGAGAUACUGAGUCUGUAUCGGUGUCAACUGACAGAGGAAAGCUGUAGAGUUCUGUCCUCAGUUCUCAGCUCAAACUCCUCCAGACUGAGAGAACUGGACCUGAGGGACAAUAACCUGCAGGAUUCAGGAGUGAAGCUGCUCUCUGCUGGACUGGAGAAUCCACACUGUACACUGGAGACACUGAGGUUGUCGAACUGCAGGAUUACAGGUGAAGGUUUUGCUGCUCUGGUUUCAGCUCUGAGGUCAAAUCCCUCAUCACACCUGAGAGAACUGGAUCUGAACUGUAAUAAUCCAGGAGAAUCAGGAGUGAAGCUGCUCUCUGAUCUACUGAAGGAUCCACACUGUACACUGGAGACACUACAUCUGACAGAACUGAAUCUGAGUGGAAAUAAACUGCAGGAUUCAGGAGUGAAGCUGCUCUCUGCUGGUCUGGAGAAUCCACACUGUACACUGGAGAAACUGAGGUGUGCAGAUGAAGAAGUGCUUCAGGAUUCUGAUGAACAACCCAGACACCAGAAAACCAACAAACAGCAUGAACAAAACCAGAAGUUGCAGCAGGAGAACAGAGAGCAGAAGCAUUCAGUCAUCACAGAGGUAUUCAUCCCUGAAUUAGUGAAACACGGUGAUGACGGCGGUGCAUACAGAUUUCGUUGCUCUCGUGCUGGUCAGUUUCACUGCAAAUUGACCAACCUUGGCUUUGAGAUGAAAGAGAAUGGGGAAGUGCUGUACACAGUCGUGUCCUGGGAUAACGGUCAGUUGCAGGGCCUGGGCCAAUUCCAGCCUGCAGGACCCCUGUACAACAUCAACUGCUCUGAAGGUUCAAUUCUUUAUCUGCAUUUCCCACACUGCGAGAUACAAACAGGGAGAUCAUUUUGA
Neoarius graeffei (lesser salmon catfish) is the source of this 3875-nucleotide messenger RNA. Its product is annotated as NACHT, LRR and PYD domains-containing protein 12-like. The record is from RefSeq and is a predicted model, not a curated record. Gene Ontology annotation, molecular function: protein binding. Bases 51 to 3875 code for a protein of 1274 amino acids. NCBI's taxonomy places the organism in Eukaryota, Metazoa, Chordata, Actinopteri, Siluriformes, Ariidae. The transcript is spliced from 17 exons.